UCUUCAUUUGACCCUCUCUCUCUCGAUACAAUCAAGGAACACACUCUGCUUCAUGAAUCGAUUUAUUCUCUGCCCAGACUUAUUUAGAUAUUCAAAGACACCUUAACGUGUCAAUAAUGCAUUGGUUUCGUUUUGUUUUGUUUUUUCCCCUUUUUUUCAUUUGACCCUCUCUCUCUCGAUACAAUCAAGGAACACACUCUGCUUCAUGAAUCGAUUUAUUAUCUUCCCAGACUUAUUUAGAUACUCAGAGACACCUUAACGUGUCAAUAAUGCAUUGGUUUUGUUUUGUUUUAUUUUUUUCCCCUUUUCUUCAUUUGACCCUCUCUCUCGAUACAAUCAAGGAACACACUCUGCUUUAUAAAUUGAUUUAUUCUCUGCCCAGACUAACUUAGAUACUCAGAGACACCUUAACGUAUCAAUAAUGCAUUUGUUUCAUUUUAUUUUGCUUUUUCCCCUUUUCUUCAUUUGACCCUCUCUCUCUAUACAAUCAAGGAACACACUCUGCUUCAUGAAUCGAUUUAUUAAAAUCAUUCCUAGAUUUCGUAUAAUCAAAAUCAACGUACAAACCAAUCAACGUUCUGAUCGGAAAUUGCAGCCGAGGGCACUGUAGUUAAAAAUACGACGACCCAACAGUAAAGCACAGAGGAAAUUACGAGGAACGUGGUCACGAAGCUACAAGGGCAAAUCAGUCAAUUGCAUAUUUCUGAACGGUUAAAAAGAAAGAAAGAGAAGGCAAAGCGGCAAGGGUAAAAUCGUCAGAAACGAGGAGGAAAAACAAUAAGGGUUUCUUCUGCUUACACAAUCACAAUGUCGAAUCGCGGCAGUCACGGCGGCGCUGGUCGUGGCGGCAGAGGUGGACGGAGGUCUGACCAGUCUUCUUCUGGUCACGGUGGCCGUGGUGGUGCUCCUGUUUCUCGCGGGAGAGGUCGUGGUAACGUCGGACCCGGAGAUCUGACGGCGACGCAAGUUCCUGUUUCUGCCGGGAGAGGUCGCGGUGUCGUCUUGACCGGAGAUCCGACUGCGAGUCAAGUUGCGUCUUCUUCUAAGGCGACGGUGUCUGUUGCUUCUUCUUCGUCUAAAGAGGGAAGCAAGGUUUCUUCUACUACGGAGUCUUCUAACGCUGCUGCGGCGUUGUCGAAGCUUGAGAUUACUCCGGCGGAGACGAAACCCGAGGAUACGCUUCCACCGGAGUCGUCGAAGGCGGUGACGCAUCAGUUACGGCCAGGGCGUGGUACUGUGGGGAGGAAAAUCACUGUUCGUGCGAAUCAUUUCCUUGUUCAAGUUGCCGAUCGUGAUCUCUACCAUUACGAUGUUUCGAUCAGUCCUGAGGUUAUAUCAAAGGCAGUGAACAGGAACGUUAUGAAAGUUUUGGCUAAAACAUAUAAAGAUUCUCACUUGGCAGGGAAGACUCCUGCGUAUGAUGGAAGGAAAAGCAUCUAUACUGCUGGUGCUUUACCUUUUGAAUCGAAAGUGUUUGUUGUGAAUCUGACGGAAAAAAGAGCUGAUGGUUCUUUUGGGAAGGACAGACAGUUUAAAGUUGCUAUAAAGCUGGCGUCAAGACCUGAUCUUUAUCAGUUGCAACAGUUUCUGCGUCACAAGCAAAGAGAUGCUCCCUAUGAUGUUAUCCAAGUUCUUGAUGUUGCUCUCAGGGAUACGCCCUCUCAAUAUUAUGUCUCUGUUGGGAGGUCUUUUUUUAGCACUGGUUUUGGUCAGGGUGAUCUUGGAGAUGGUAUUGAGUACUACAGAGGUUAUUUCCAAAGUCUAAGGCUAACUCAGAUGGGCUUGUCGCUUAAUAUUGACGUUUCAGCAAGAUCAUUCUAUGAACCGAUUCUUGUCACAGACUUUAUUAGCAAGUUUCUGAAUAUAAGGGACUUAAGCAGACCACUUAGGGACUCAGAUCGGCUUAAGGUGAAGAAAGUUUUGAGGACACUAAAAGUCACGUUGGUACAUUGGAAUAACGAAAAAAGUGCCAAGAUCAGUGGGAUUUCCAGCUGUCCCAUCAGUCAGCUAAGGUUCACGUUAGAGGACAAAUCAGAGAAGACGGUUAUACAAUAUUUUGCUGAAAAAUAUAAUUAUAGGGUGAGAUACACGUCUCUACCUGCUAUCCAAACUGGGAGUGACGCAAGACCUGUUUACAUACCCAUGGAAUUAUGUAAAAUUGCUAAAGACCAAAGAUACACCAAAAGGCUCAAUGAGAGGCAAGUGACGGCGUUGCUAAGAGCUACCUGCCAACGACCUGCACAGAGAGAGAGUUCAAUCAAAGAUUUGGUUGUGGAAAAUAAUUAUAACGCUGAUGAUGUGAGCAAGGAGUUUGGGAUGUCAGUGACUUCCCAACUGGCCUCGAUUGAAGCUCGUGUACUUCCUCCGCCAUUGUUGAAGUACCAUGAGAGUGGUAGAGAGAAAAUGGUAAAUCCAUCGCUAGGACAGUGGAACAUGAUUAACAAGAAAAUGGUUAAUGGAGCAACAGUUAAGUCUUGGACUUGCGUAACUUUUGCUACACGGAUUGACCAACAUUUACCGGUAGAGUUCUGCAAACAGCUGACUGAGAUGUGCGUCAGCAAAGGAAUGCAAUUUAAUAUACAGCCUAUUAUUCCGCUCAUCUCUUAUCCACCUCAAAGUAUUGAGGAAGCUCUCCAUGAUAUCUACAAAAGGGCACCUGGUCUCCAACUAUUGAUUGUCAUAUUACCUGAUGUGAGUGGAUCGUAUGGAAAAAUCAAAAGGAUCUGUGAAACAGAAUUGGGGAUCGUCUCUCAGUGUUGUCAACCAAGACAAGUUUCUAAACUCAAUAAGCAGUACAUGGAAAAUGUCGCAUUGAAGAUCAAUGUCAAGACUGGGGGAAGGAACACUGUUCUUAAUGAUGCUAUCAGAAGAAACAUACCUCUUAUUACUGAUCGCCCAACCAUAAUCAUGGGUGCUGAUGUUACUCACCCGCAACCUGGAGAAGACUCGAGUCCAUCUAUUGCCGCUGUUGUGGCCUCUAUGGACUGGCCUGAAAUAACAAAAUACCGAGGAUUGGUUUCUGCUCAGGCUCAUAGGGAAGAAAUCAUUCAGUACCUGUAUAAGCUGGUACAGGAUCCCGAGCGAGGGUUAGUCCACUCUGGUUUAAUAAGGGAACACUUCAUAGCAUUCAGGAAAGCUAUGGGACAGAUACCUCAUAGGAUCAUAUUCUACCGUGAUGGAGUAAGCGAAGGGCAGUUUAACCAGGUUCUGCUCCAUGAGAUGAAUGCUAUACGCAAGGCUUGUAACUCUCUCCAGGAGCAUUAUGCUCCUCGUGUCACUUUUGUGAUAGUCCAGAAACGACACCACACUCGAUUGUUCCCUGCUCAACACGGGAAUCGUGAUAUGACUGAUAGGAGUGGCAAUAUUCUCCCAGGUACUGUGGUUGACACUCAAAUCUGUCAUCCAAAUGAGUUCGACUUCUAUUUGAAUAGCCACGCUGGUAUACAGGGAACAAGCAGGCCUGCGCAUUACCAUGUGCUUCUCGACGAGAACGGUUUCUCAGCUGAUGCCUUGCAAACGCUAACCAACAACCUGUGCUACACGUAUGCAAGGUGCACGAAAGCAGUGUCAAUUGUGCCACCAGCUUACUACGCACACUUGGCUGCUUUCCGAGCUCGUUAUUACAUGGAGAGUGAGUUCUCAGAUGGAGGCUCGAGCAGGUCGAGGAACACAACAAGUGGAGGACCAGUCGCUUCGCAGCUCCCAGCAGUAAAAGACAACGUCAAGGAAGUGAUGUUUUAUUGCUGAUGAAGUGAUGAUGAUACUUCUCUCUUUGACCAGUUUUAAAUGCCGUUAAUAAUUUCGAAAAAACUCUAUUCGGCUCUCGGGUUUUAUCUCCUUUUGGGUUUGGCUUGGAAUACUUUAAAGGACUCAGCAGACUUUUUCUCUUAGGAUUAUAUUUAUGGGUUUUGCUGUUGACGAUGGUCUGAUGACUAGUUUGUCGUUUGUGAAAAACAAAGCGUUAAUCAUGGGUUUUUGGAUAAUGUCCUGGCUCAUAAGUUUUCACAUGAAUGGUAUUUUGCCUUUAGGUUU
This is a messenger RNA of Camelina sativa (false flax), 4032 nucleotides long. The record is from RefSeq and is a predicted model, not a curated record. NCBI's taxonomy places the organism in Eukaryota, Viridiplantae, Streptophyta, Magnoliopsida, Brassicales, Brassicaceae.